Messenger RNA from Rhea pennata, 1827 nucleotides. RefSeq names its product epoxide hydrolase 2 (gene EPHX2). Lineage: Eukaryota; Metazoa; Chordata; Aves; Rheiformes; Rheidae. Bases 55 to 1743 code for a protein of 562 amino acids. Gene Ontology annotation, cellular component: peroxisome. Gene Ontology annotation, molecular function: lipid phosphatase activity; magnesium ion binding. The record is from RefSeq and is a predicted model, not a curated record. Gene Ontology annotation, biological process: cholesterol homeostasis; phospholipid dephosphorylation. The transcript has 19 exons.
CCGCUCGCGGGGUCGCCGGUUCGAGCCCCGGUGUUGGCCUCGGUGCGGGCGGCCAUGGCGCGGCGGGCUGUGCUGUUCGACUUGGGCGGCGUGCUCUUCGGGCCCGGCCUGCAGCACUUCCUGGGCUCCUGCGAGCGGGAUUCCGCCCUGCCCAGGAACUUCUUGCAGAAGGUGAUGCUCGACGGCGGCAGCGACGGCCCGUUGGGCAAGGCGAUGAGGGGGCAGAUCAGCUUGUCCCAGCUGUGCUCGGAGACGCAGGAGGGCUGCGGGAAGCACGCCGCCGCCGCGGGGGUCCCGCUCCCGGAGACGUUCUCCGUCGCCCAGGCUUUCGAGAGCGCGGCGGCCGAAGGGAGGAUCAACGGGCCGCUGCUGCGGGCCGCCGCGGCGCUCCGGAGGAACGGAUUUAAGACCUGCGUCUUGACAAAUAACUGGAUUGACGACAGCGCCGGGAGGCACUUCACGGCCGCCUUGAUGAACGUCUUGCGGAGACAUUUCGACCUGGUGAUCGAGUCGUGCCGAGUGGGAAUGCAGAAGCCCGACCCGGGAAUCUACCGCUCCGCGCUGGAGGCGCUGCAGGCGCAGCCGCACGAGGUGAUCUUCCUGGAUGACGUCGGUGAGAACUUGAAGCCGGCCCAGCAGAUGGGCAUGGCCACCAUCCUGGUGAGGGACACGGAAACCGCCCUGAAGGAGCUGCAGGAGCUCUCUGGAGUGCAGCUUCUGGGCCAGGAGGAGAUGCUGCCGACGGCCUGCGAUCCGAUCAACAUAAGCCAUGGAUAUGUGCCGAUCAGGCCCGGGGUCCAGCUGCACUUCGUGGAGAUGGGGCAAGGCCCCGUCGUGUGCCUCUUCCACGGCUUUCCUGAAUCCUGGUUCUCCUGGAGGUAUCAGAUCCCAGCUCUGGCUGAUGCUGGCUUCCGGGUCAUCGCGUUGGAGAUGAAGGGCUAUGGGGAAUCCACGGCUCCGCCGGACAUAGAAGAAUAUUCCCAGGAGGUGAUAUGCAAGGAUCUGGCAGCUUUCCUGGACAAACUGGGCAUCGCCCAGGCUGUGCUGGUCGGCCACGACUGGGGAGGCGCCGCGGCCUGGAACAUGGCCCUCUUCUACCCCGAGAGAGUGAGAGCCGUGGCUUCGCUGAAUACCCCCUACAGGCCCGCGGACCCCGGCGUGGACAUCGUGGAGGCGAUGAGGAGCAUUCCCACCUUCGACUAUCAGUUCUACUUCCAGGAGCCGGGCGUCGCGGAGGCAGAGCUCGAGAAGGACAUCGGCAGGACCCUGAAGGUCCUGAUCCGCUCCGUCCACCAGGAGGACCGCCUGCCGUUCGCGCCCAAGCUCUCCGGCGUCCUGCAGCGAGGAGGGCUGCUGGUCGGCUUCCCGGAAGACCCCCCGGCCAGCCGCAUCCUGGGCGGCGCCGCACUCUCCUAUUACGUCCAGCGGUUUGCAAAGUCCGGCUUCAGGGGACCGCUGAACUGGUACCGCAACAUGCGGCCCAACUGGCGCUGGGCGCUGUCGGCCGCGGGCAGGAAGGUCGCGGUGCCGGCGCUGAUGGUCACCGCCGGAAAGGACGCCGUGCUGCGCCCCGGCAUGAGCGAAGGCAUGGAGCAGUGGAUCCCGCAGCUGAGCCGGGGCCACAUCGAGGACUGCGGGCACUGGACGCAGAUGGAGAGGCCGGCGGCGCUGAACGGGAUCCUCCUGGAGUGGCUGCGGAAGCUUCCCGACGGCGCGUCCCCGCCGAAGAUCUCCCGGCUCUGAGCCGGGCCGGGGCGAGUCGCUGCCCCUUGGCCUCGCUUUGGCCCUUGGCGUUUAAUUUUUUUAAUUUUAAUUUUUUUUUUUUUU